AAGUUUCGCCUCGGCCAACUGAGGAAGGUGGUGACUCCUCCCGUGGAGAUCCCAGCGCCGCUCUCAGACCCGACGCUGCUGAGCCACAUGGUCUCCGGCAAGGCCAUCCCCGUGACGAGGCUCAUGUGGCAGCAGCAGCGCGACCUGCUCAAGACGAAGCGUCUCCCGAGCCGCAUCCGAGAGGGCAUCGCGUAC
This is a messenger RNA of Phytophthora sojae, 195 nucleotides long. RefSeq lists its product as hypothetical. The annotation marks the transcript as partial. The transcript has a single exon. The record is from RefSeq and is a predicted model, not a curated record. Lineage: Eukaryota; Oomycota; Peronosporomycetes; Peronosporales; Peronosporaceae.